Messenger RNA from Diabrotica virgifera virgifera (western corn rootworm), 514 nucleotides. Its product is annotated as transcription elongation factor SPT4-A-like. Gene Ontology annotation, molecular function: zinc ion binding; RNA polymerase II complex binding. The record is from RefSeq and is a predicted model, not a curated record. Lineage: Eukaryota; Metazoa; Arthropoda; Insecta; Coleoptera; Chrysomelidae. The transcript has a single exon. Gene Ontology annotation, cellular component: DSIF complex; nucleus. The coding region runs from base 54 to 401 and encodes 115 amino acids. Gene Ontology annotation, biological process: chromatin organization; regulation of transcription elongation by RNA polymerase II; mRNA processing.
CUUAAUUUGAUUAAUUAAAAUAUUGCAUCAUUGUUACCGUUGUGUAGUUAAAUAUGUCCACUAAUAUUAUUCCCGAUAAUCUACAAGACCUUCGAGCCUGUUUGGUUUGUUCGUUAAUAAAAACCAUCCACCAAUUCAAGAAAGAUGGAUGCAACAAUUGCGAAACCUUUUUGAAGCUGAAGAAUAAUACGGACAACAUCUAUGAUUGUACAAGUUCGAAUUUUAAGGGCACGGUCUGUAUGAUGAAUUCUAAAGAUAGUUGGGUUUGUAAGUGGCAAAGAAUACAAGAGUUCUCUCCUGGUAUGUACGCCAUUUCAGUGUGUGGACGCCUUCCAAAAGCUGUUAUAAGAGAUAUGAGAAACCGUGGUGUUUCUUAUAAAAACAGGGAUACCAGUAGUUAGAUUAAAAUAUUAAUUGAGUUAUAAAUAGGUUAUAUUAGUUAAAUAGUUUUUGUUAAAUAGUCUAAUAAAUAGUUAAAUAUAUUUUUCAAAUGGCAAAAUUGUAAUUAAAUUAA